Molecule: messenger RNA, 1204 nt
Organism: Babjeviella inositovora NRRL Y-12698
Lineage: Eukaryota; Fungi; Ascomycota; Pichiomycetes; Serinales
Gene: HGH1
Product: Hgh1p
Exons: 2
Coding region: 21-1103 (360 amino acids)
Source: RefSeq, a predicted model, not a curated record
AACACUCAACCAUACUUAAAAUGCCUACUGAACUUGAAGAACUCGUGGAGUUUCUCCACUCCGACAACGCGCAAGUCAAGCAGAUUGCACUUGAACACUGUGUGCAAUUUUCCUCAGGUCCGCAGCAACAGCUCUUCGCGUACGACAACUACACCGCUAUCAAGGACUUGAAGGCGUUGAUUCAAGUCAACGGCAGAACUACGGCCACCCAAGCUGCAACCAUCAUGGCGAACUUGUGUGAAGACACCGUGAUGCGUGACUUGAUGGUGGAUGACGAGGAGUUUCUCAAGUGGUUGGUGUUUGAGGUCUGCAAUCCUCUCAACAAGGUUGCCGACUUGAUGUGCAUUCUCUUGACAAACUUGGCCAAGAGCGAUAGUAUCACUAAGGUGUUUGGCUUUGAGACCGAGCAAAUCAAGAACGAUGACUUUCGCGUUUUCCGCUCCAACAAGGCUAUGGACUGCUUGAUGGACUGCUUUGUUAAGGGAGCUGAUAAGACCAUGAAUAAGUGGGCAAACUACGACUACUUGUCCUACUUUUUUGCCGAUAUCUCGCGCUUUGCACAGGGUAGGGCCUACUUUGUCACCGAACAGGCAUACGAUGAGGUCGUGCCAAUCUCCAAGCUCCUUGUGUUUACCGAGAAGUAUGACGCCAAGAUCAGAAGAGAGGGUGUUGCUUCCACGAUUAAGAACUCUUUGUUUGAUACCUCUGCUCAUAUGACCCUUAUCACCGAUGAGAAGAUCAACUUGUUACCGUACAUCUUGUUGCCACUUGCGGGCCCGGGCGAGUUGGAUGACGAAGACAUGUUCAACCUUCCAGAUGAGUUGCAGUUGUUACCGGAAGACAAGAAGUGUGAACCAGUGCAUGAGAUUCUCUGCGUCCACUUGGAGUCAUUGUUGUUGUUGUGCAACACCAGACCCGUCAGAGAGUACUUAAGAGAGAAGUCCGUGUAUCCGUUGAUCAAGGAGUUGCACAAGGCGUUCGACGUCGAGCUGAUCUGCGAGUUGUGCGAUAGAUUGGUCCAAUUGUUGAUGAGGGACGAAGGCUUCGAUGAUGAGGCCACAGAAGACAGUGAUGAAGACGACCAGAUCGUGGAGGUUCUCUAGGCAGAAUGGUAGAUUGGCUCAUAAUAGAAUAUAUUAUAAUCGUGAAUAAAAUGCUAAACGAUUGAGUUAGAUAAUGAAAGACUUGUGGGCUUGAACUGGCA